This is a messenger RNA of Pelagomonas calceolata, 1699 nucleotides long. The record is from the annotation of a GenBank genome assembly. Lineage: Eukaryota; Pelagophyceae; Pelagomonadales; Pelagomonadaceae.
CUCGCGUCGCUGGCUUUGCAGUGAUUACGCAGUUGUUUUUUGCAGCAUAAAUUGGCUGGCACAGCUUUUUAUGACUGCUGCUGCGGGUUAUGAGUGGUCGAUUGCAGCGGAAUGGCUGCAGCGGUACUCUAGGCGAUUUAUGCGGCGGUCUGCGCCAGCAAUGCUUGCCAAGGACGUCCUCUAAAAGCGCCGCAGAGGAGGCCCAAAAUUGCCGUGUAAAACGGGUUCGCGCCAAAACCAGUAGGCCUCCAGCAGCGUACGAUCUUUCUCAGCAUGGUUCCCUGAAGCGGCGGACAAGGAAUCGUACCGCGCGACACACCCCAAAGCCGGCAAGACACCAGCCCGACGCGACGUACAAGCCACUCAUAGCAGCCAAUCGACGGCCUCCGGAACGCACGCAGCGCACCCAGGUCGCCAACCCGUGUCACGGAUCACGAUUAUUGCAUCAAUCGCAGAGAAACGCCCGCGGUUUUAAGCGCUGCGGAGAUCACUGCCAAAAUAUUCACUGCUUGCUAGACCGAGCUUUCGCCUCGAAAAUCGCGCAGGCUGCCAAAAACUAGCAAGACGCCGCCACAGCUGCGGCCCCGCCGCCACAAAGCCGCCGCAAAGACAACCGCCGCGCCCCCACCGCCACCGGAGCCGGCCUCGCUGAGCACCAUGGCGGCCGGCGACGCGGGCGCCUUCGUGCUCAACAUCAUUUCGAGCGUGUUCAUCAUCUCCGUCAACAAGCGGCUGAUGGGAAGCCCGCCGAAUUUCAACUUUAGAUAUGUAGUGACCCUGAACGCGCUGCACUACAUCACGACGUCGAUCUGGACGCGCGUCGCCAAGGUGAUUGGGCUGGCCAAGCAGGAGGAGUCGUCGAAGGCGCCCGCGCACGUGCCUCUUAGUUCUGUGGUGCUCUUCACGACGGUAUCGAACGCGUCCAUUAUUAGUCUGAACACGUCGCUCAUGCUCAACUCCAUUACGUUGUACCAGAUUGCUAAAUUAGGAAUCAUUCCGUGCACGUGCUGCGUGGAGUACUUGUUAUAUGGUCGGGUCUUCACGUCGAAGAUGGUGUUAGCUAUAGUGGUCACGCUGAUGGGUGUGGGAUUGGUUUCGAUCAACGAGCUGAACUACUCUGAUAGUACGUUAGGCGUCUUCGUGGCGCUGUGUUCCGUCGUGUCGUCGUCGGGCCAGCAACUUUUAGUCAGACACCUCCAGCUCAAGCACAACGUGAGCGCGGGGCAAUUGCUGGGUGUGGUCGCGCCGGCGCAGGGGGCCUCAUUACUGUUGUUGAGCCCGGUCCUGGACAAGCUCUCGACCGGGGGCUACGUGACGGACUACGAGUGGACGCAGGGGGCCAUGGUGUGCAUGGCCCUGUCCUGCUCGGCGGCGGUUUUGGUGAAUGUGUCCCAGUUCCUCGUGCUCGGCCGCUUCACGGCCGUCACCUAUCAAGUGCUGGGCCACGCAAAGACGGUCUGCGUGCUCGUGGUCGGCUACGUCUUCUUCGGCGGCGUCAUCACGGGCCAGCAGCUCCUGGGCAUGGUCAUGGCCAUCGCGGGCAUGAUGGCCUACUCGCGCGCGUCGCAGAGCGCGCCGGCGGCGAAGCCGGCGGCCCAGGAGAAGCCGGCCGGCGAGUCGUCGCUCGAGGACCUCCUCCAGAAGAACAAGGCGAACAAUGUCUGAGGUGGUAGUCAGGGCGUAAGAGCUUCGAGUCUGA